This is a messenger RNA of Drosophila bipectinata, 729 nucleotides long. Its product is annotated as axoneme-associated protein mst101(1)-like. The record is from RefSeq and is a predicted model, not a curated record. NCBI's taxonomy places the organism in Eukaryota, Metazoa, Arthropoda, Insecta, Diptera, Drosophilidae.
AUGUUGCAGCGAACCACUAUUUCUUUAGGAAAGUACUCGAAACUUUUUUCUCGUUCCACAAAACGUCUUAUUCAACCUGCAACAUGCGUGCCCUUUUCCGGGCUGAGCAUACAGCCCUUUCCCGGGAUCCAGCGAGACACAGAUAGAAUCCUGCAAGAACCACAAAAGAAGGAUCAGAAUGGCGUUCAAAUCUGGCCUUACCUUGUCUGGAAGACGCCGGUACCCGAGGUGACUCCAAACAUACUGGAAGGACAAGAUGGCUUUUUGAAGGAUCUGAAGCUGCAACAGCCAACUUGCAUGGGCUCUAAAAAAUGCGGAGGAGGCGAUGAUUUGAAGAAGAAAUGCGAUGCUCUGGCUGCUAAAAAGAAAGGCAAGCCGAAAAAAAAGAAAAAAGGAAACAAUUGUGAGGAAGGUGGUAAAAAAGAUCUGGAAAAAAUUUGCCAUGCGUUAGAAAUGCUGAAAAAAUGUAGAAAGUGCCGAAAAGCUAAGGCUAAAAAGGGCAAGAAAGACGAAUCGAAGACCAAAUGCCAAAAAGUUAAGAAAAAGGAAGAGGGGUCACAGUGCAAGGGAUCAGGCAAAAAGGACAAGGACACCAUAGAGAAAGAGAAGUGCGAUAAAAUGGCCAAGGAGGCAAUGUGCAAAAAAAUGGCAGAAGAGGCCAAGAAAAGAGAAAAGGAAAAGAAGGCUAAAAAGGUUGAGGUUUCAAAGUCGGAGGACGAAUGCGAGUAA